GUCCAAGUGAGCUCAGGUCCUAAGCCGGCGGGAUAACACGGACCUAGAAUGAAGUUUUCUUGCCUGAUCAUCACCCUCCUGGUGGUGGUCUCGGCGCUGUUCACCGCCGGCGAGCCGGUCGCCGAUCCCUUCAAGAAGCUCCAGAAGCGGAAGGGCGGCGGUGGCGGCGGAGGAUACAGCCAAGUCCGCUACAUGCCCGUCAUGCGGAUGCCCACGUACGGUGGAGGAGGAUACGGCGGCGGCGGCAAAGGAUCCAAGAAGGGCGGUGGCGGAUUCGGAGGCAGUUUGUUUGGCUUCGGCAAGGGCUCCAAGAAAGGCGGAAGCCGAGGAUACGGAGGCGGCGGCGGUUUUGGCAAAGGCUCCAAGAAGGGCGGCGGCGGAGGAGGAUACAGCCAAGUCCGCUACAUGCCUAUUCGCGUCAUGCGGAUGCCUACGUACGGUGGAGGAGGAUACGGCGGCGGCGGCGGCAAAGGAUCCAAGAAGGGAGGCGGCGGAUUCGGAGGCGGUUUGUUUGGCUUAGGCAAGGGCUCCAAGAAAGGCGGAAGCCGAGGAUACGGAGGCGGAGGCGGAUUCGGCAAGGGCUCCAAGGGCGGCGGCGGCUUCAGCAAGGGAGGAGGAGGAGGCUACGGCGGCGGACAUGGAGGCUUCAGCAGCGGCUACGGCGGCGGACACGGAGGCUUCGGCGGCGGCCAUGGCGGCUACAGCAGCAGCUAUGGCAAAUAGAACCGAAACCAAAGAUAGGCUGGCAUUGCUCGCCCGGCCACAUCAGCACGCUUUCACGGCGGAAAAAUGUCCUGGAAGACUCCAAGAUGCUGGGCAUCGAAAUCUGAGAAUCCUUGGUAUGCUGUAAUACCUUUAACUACUUUAGUCACUUACCGAAAUGUAUUUUCUUUUUAUAAUAAAGCUAAUGUCUGUUCAGACAGACAUUCGAUAGAUA
This is a messenger RNA of Penaeus chinensis, 937 nucleotides long. RefSeq names its product glycine-rich protein 23-like. The record is from RefSeq and is a predicted model, not a curated record. Bases 49 to 723 code for a protein of 224 amino acids. NCBI's taxonomy places the organism in Eukaryota, Metazoa, Arthropoda, Malacostraca, Decapoda, Penaeidae. The transcript has 2 exons.